UGUUCUCGCCUAUGAAAUUGCUCUUAUUUUGAACCAAAAAUAUUUAAAUUGUUCCUCAAAUUUGCGAGUUCCUCUAAUUAUAAUGUUCGACUCCUGGGCUACUGGACAAGAAUUAAUAUGCCCUAAAAAGGCUAAACAAUUUGUUUUGGAUCGUUUCAAUCACUUUUCAAUUCAUCAGUGCAAUUCUCUUUCCGUUGGAGCGGAAAAGUUGGCAGGAUUUUUAAGCACACACAAAUUUAUUGCUAAUAUUGAACUUUCUCCGGAAAUUUGGCUUUUUAAAGCUGAGAAGAAAAUUAAAUUGGUUUUUAGCGAUUAUAUUGGCGGAUCUGUAGAUGGAGGAUGGGCUUGUUUAACUAAGCGAUUAAAUUUGAUUAAAUGUGAAGAUGUUGAUCACGAUAGUAUUCUCGAUUUAGAUUGUCUCAAGAAACGUUCAAAAAUAUUGGAAGAAUUAUGUGAUAGAGCAAAGAUUUAUUCAUUAUCCUGCUUCUUGUACUUGCCAGUCUUCUCCUACUCAGCCGUCAUGGUGUCUCAGAGUGCGUCUACGUCAACAGCCGAAGUUCAACCAGAAAUGCAACAACAACAGGCUGCUCCAGGUCCCUUGUAUGCUGCGCAACAACAACAGGCUGCUCCAGGUCCCUUGUAUGCUGCGCAACAACAACAGGCUGCUCCAGAUCCCUUGUAUGCAGCGCCUAGUUCUUUGCCUAGUUCCUCCACAACAGCUCCAGAAGAACUUCAACGAGAAGUGCAACAACAGCAAGCUGCGCCUAGUUUGUAUGAACGAGUGGAGGAGUUGUCUUCUGUUGGAAGUAAUACGUUCAGUGGUACUUCUUCGAACCCGGCAGCGUUCUUUGCGUCGACUCAUCAGAUGCAACCUUCUGGUAGAAUUGACGUGCCUACCAGAAAUACCUCCAACUACACUGCCUCUGAUGCUGAUUUGUUCGGGGUGUCUCAACAUGUUCAACCUGACUGGCGCAUUCAUAGAGAAUUCACAUCCAAAACUGCCUUAGCUGAGUAUGUUCGCGAGCGUAUAGAACCAAAAUGGGUUCUGAAUCCUAGGCUUCGUUCAGUAAAAAGAAAGGUUGGAGACAUGGUCCAUAGGACUAGAUACCUUCUGUGUAUUCACCACCAUUCUUCAUGCCCAGCCGACAUGAAGAUUGUGACUGAAGAAUCUCCCUGGAGUUUCUAUGCUGUUUCCUUGGUUGGUCGUCGACGUCACUUCGGACAUCCAAUCGCAAACUGUCAGGACUUGGAGAACUAUGUUGAUGGUGGAUGAAGAAAAGAAAAGGAAGAAUACAUAUAUGCGUGGCAUAAAUUGAUUUGUCAUAGGUUCUCCUAAUUUCUAUGUGCCCCUGAUUUUUUGUAACUCAUGCUAUUCUGAUUUUUUUGUAACUCAUAUAAUUGUAUUUCAUAUUUUUGUCUUUGGAGAUUCGCCUCCUCCAAGAAUUAUUGGCGUGUUUAUUUCUGUAUAAAUUUUUGUU
Meloidogyne enterolobii is the source of this 1478-nucleotide messenger RNA. The record is from the annotation of a GenBank genome assembly. NCBI's taxonomy places the organism in Eukaryota, Metazoa, Nematoda, Chromadorea, Rhabditida, Meloidogynidae.